CUAACAUUAGCAUGCUAACCGAGAUGUAGCUUUAGCUGCAUUAUGGCGGCCUUAGCGAGAGUUGUGCGGACUGGAGCUGGAAGUGGAGCUCUGCGGGGGCUGUGCAGCGCACUCCAAACUAACCCUCGUCCACACUAUGACAUACUGAGACGUGGUUUCCAUCAUGCUGCGGUGCUACGAUAUGCUGAUGACUCCAAAACUCACCAGAACACACCACCUCCAUCGUACCAUGAACAGCACCAGGGCCAAGAAUCAGGACAGAGUCCAUCCUCUUUCACAGAUCACACGUCUACUGCCACUGACACUCAACAGGAUGAACAGCAGCCCAACACCAGUUAUCAGGAUCAGAGCGGUGAACAGUCUGAGGAUUUUGAGACUGAGGAGCAGCUGCAGGCUCGAAUCCUCACUGCUGCGCUUGAGUUUGUACCUGAGUUUGGUUGGACAGUAGAAGCCAUCGCAGCUGGAGCAGAGACGCUCGGUCUGUCUGCUGCCUCUGCGGGGAUGUUUGAUAACGUUGCAGGAGACUUGGUGCUGCAUUUUGUCGGUGAGUGCAACACUCAGCUUGCACAGAUGCUCGCAGAGCAGCAAAAUCAUAUCCAGCUUGGACAAGCUGAAAAGAAAGAUACGGCGGAGUUUCUGAGGGACGCAGUCGAGACUCGUCUCAGAAUGUUGAUUCCGUAUAUCGACAAGUGGCCACAGGCGAUGAGUAUACUGUUGCUCCCUCACAACAUCCCAGACAGUCUAAAGCAUCUGUCUACACUGGUGGACGACAUCUGGUACUAUGCUGGCGAUAGAUCUACAGAUCUCAACUGGUAUGCCCGUCGUGCAGCAUUAACAGGGAUCUACAACACCACAGAGCUGGUGAUGCUGCAGGACGCGUCCCCCGACUUUGAGCAAACCUGGACCUUCCUUGAAAACCGUAUUCGGGAUGUGGUGAACAUGGCCAGCGUUGCCAAGCAGGUUCAGUCAACCGGAGAAGCUGUCGUUCAGGGGAUGAUGGGAGCUGCAGUCACACUGAAGAACCUGACUGGGCUCAAUCAGAGGAGAUGAACCAGACCAGUUUCUUAUUUACCGGGUCCCCUGCCAUAAUACGUUACAAAUGAGUGACAAUCAUUGUUGUCUUUUUUGAGGAUCUCUGAAGUCACGUUUUACUUUUAUUUCAUUUCAAAUCUAGUUUGGAUUUUGCAUGAUUUUCGUGCCCCGAAUAUCUUAACUGUGCCAGAGCUUUCAGAUCUGACUGAAUAUUUACAGCGUCUUUACACAACACUGCACACUAAUCAAACUCCCGGAAUUUAGACGUUCCAAAAUAUCUUGAUUGUUUCUGUUAGGACAGUUGUCUGAUUUGUUGGUUAGUUCUGUUCUAUACCAUGUGCUCACUGUAUAAACACUGAAGCAGAAUAAAUAUAUAUUGUACGUCAACAGG
Molecule: messenger RNA, 1423 nt
Organism: Trichomycterus rosablanca
Lineage: Eukaryota; Metazoa; Chordata; Actinopteri; Siluriformes; Trichomycteridae
Gene: coq9
Product: coenzyme Q9 homolog (S. cerevisiae)
Exons: 9
Coding region: 43-1050 (335 amino acids)
Biological process (GO): ubiquinone biosynthetic process
Cellular component (GO): mitochondrial inner membrane
Molecular function (GO): lipid binding
Source: RefSeq, a predicted model, not a curated record